Molecule: messenger RNA, 526 nt
Organism: Hibiscus syriacus
Lineage: Eukaryota; Viridiplantae; Streptophyta; Magnoliopsida; Malvales; Malvaceae
Exons: 3
Coding region: 56-325 (89 amino acids)
Source: RefSeq, a predicted model, not a curated record
UGGCUCUGUCUUAGAUCUCUCUCAUUCUCUCUUCAUCUCAUCUUUGAACCUAAUCAUGGCUUCUGCAAACAGAUGGCUCAGACCUGAGGUGUACCCACUAUUUGCAUCAGUGGGUGUCGCCGUUGGCAUUUGUGCUAUCCAACUUGUGAGGAAUAUCACCACCAACCCUGAAGUCAGGGUAACCAAAGAAAACAGGGCCGCUGGAAUUCUUGAGAACUUUGAAGAAGGUGAAAAAUAUGCAGAACAUGGGCUGAGGAAGUUUGUCCGCAAGAGACCACCUCAGAUUAUGCCAUCUGUUAACAACUUCUUCUCUGACCCAAAUUAAAGCAGUUGCUGAAUUCUUCAUACUUUGAAGGUUGAAAUAAUGUGUUUUGGCUGCCUAUGGAAUUUAUUCAAUUGGAGAGUCGGAUUGUUUUUUCACAUUUUGAAAUACAGACAUAAGACAAUUGUAUUGUUGACUGGCUAAAAGCCAGUUUUUGGGAUAUUAUUCUUGAAUAAUAAAAUAAUCAGAGGAUUUUAAUCUUAA